UAUUUUCUUUUAUUACGUGUUAAAGAGGAAAAUGGUAAAUUGAUAUAUACAGAUAUCUACCAACUAAUAUAUGGACGGACCCCUAGUUAGACAAUAAUUACAAUGAGUUGAAAUCCAAUCAAUUGAUUAGAAGAAAGUAUUUUACUUGCUAUUGUUAAUAGUAAAAAUAAAAGUGAACAAUAGGUCUUCUUUGGCCAUAAAAAGGAGGGUGAGCUUGUUGAUCUUGUCGGUACAGAGCUCUCUACUCUUCUAUUACUUUCUUGAAAACCAUUUUACCUAUAUAUGUUGUUCAUAGGUUGCUUCUGUGAAGGAAGUACCAGAGCGAAGAGAUUGAUUUGAUCACUGUUCGAAAGGCUUAAUUUCUCAUAAUAUUGAUUGUUAUAUAGGAAGAACCAUCUGCUAGAAACAGGUACGUUGAAGAUAAUAUAAUAUGAGUACAGUGUUCCUGCACAAUUCAUAUAAUUAAUUAAUAAGAAUCACAGAUUGUAUUUGAGAAAGAAAGAAAAGAAAGAUUAGAGAAGAAUGUGGAGGCUAAAGAUAGCAAGAAGGUGGCAACGAGCUCAUUACUUAUACAGCACUAACCAAACUACGUAGGAAGGCAAAAAUAUGGUGAGUUCGAUUCCUGAUGCAGCGACUCACAACUACGUAGGAAGGCAAAUAUGGGAGUUCGAUCCUGAUGCAGGGACUCCUGAGGAGCGUGCUGCGGUGGAACAAGUUCGUCAAAAUUUCUACAACAACCGGCAUCAGGUCAAGCCCAGCAGUGACCUUCUCUGGCGUAUGCAGUUUCUCAAGGAGAAGAACUUUAAGCAAACAAUACCCGCAGUGAAAAUAGAAGAGGGCGAACAGAUCACAUACGACAAGGCAACAGCAGCUUUGAGAAGGGCAGUCCAGUUCUUUUCGGCACUGCAGGCCAGUGAUGGUCAUUGGCCUGCUGAAAAUGCUGGGCCCUUGUUCUUCCUCCCUCCACUGGUUAUGUGCGUUUACAUAACGGGACAUUUGGACACCGUCUUCCCACCGGAGCAUCGCAAGGAAAUCCUUCGCUACAUAUACUACCAUCAGAAUCAAGAUGGUGGGUGGGGCCUGCACAUUGAAGGCCACAGCACCAUGUUCUGCACUGUUCUCAGCUACAUCUGUAUGCGUAUUCUUGGAGUUGGACCUGAUGGCGGUCAGGAUAAUGCCUGUGCCAGAGCCAGAACCUGGAUUCAUGACCACGGCGGCGUCACUUACAUACCCUCCUGGGGCAAGACUUGGCUCUCUGACCACGGCGUGUACGACUGGUCUGGAAGCAAUCCAAUGCCUCCAGAAUUUUGACUUCCUUCAUUCCUUCCAAUUGUCCAGCGAAAAUUGUGGUGCUACUGCCGGAUGUACAUGCCAAUGUCUUAUUUGUAUGGGAAGAGGUUUGUGCCAAUUACGCCUCUCAUUCUUGAAUUGAGACGAAGAACUCCAACACUUCAACCUUAUCAUUCAAAUCCCAAUUGGAAAGAAAAACACCGGACCUGCUACUAUCCGCAUCCUUGCUGCAAGGACAUAAUGUGGGACACUCUUUACUUGUUCAACGAGCCUCUUCUGACUCGUUGGCCCUUUAGCAGCUUUAUCAGAAACAAAGCUCUUCAAGUUCAACCAUGAAACAUAUUCAUCCUAUGAAGGAUGAAAACAAGCCGCUACAUAACCCUUGGAUGUGUGGAGAAGGUGCUAUGCAUGUUGGCUUGCUGGGUCGAAGACCCUGACGGCGAUUAUUUCAAGAAACAACCUUGACACCUUGCUAGGAUUCCAGAUUAUCUUUGGGUUGCUGAGGAUGGAAUGAAAAUGCAGAGUUUUGGAAGCCAGCAGUGGGAUACUGGAUUUGCAAUUCAGGCACUGAUUGCUACUAAUUUUACACAAGAAAUUGGAGACGUGUUAAAGAGAGGCCAUAAAUUCAUAAAGGAAUCUCAAGUGAAGGCCAAUCCUUCAGGCGACUUCAAGAGCAUGCACAGGCAUAUUUCAAAGGGAUCAUGGACUUUCUCUGACCAAGAUCACGGAUGGCAAGUUUCUGAUUGCACUGCCGAAGGACUUAAGUGUUGCCUUCUUUUCUCAAUGAUGCUUCUUUUCUCAAUGAUGCCACCAGAGACUGUUGGGUGACAAAGUAGAGUCUCACAGUUGUACGAUGCUGUCAAUAUAGUUCUUCUCUGCAGUAAAAAUGGAGGCUUAGCUGCAUGGGAGCCUGCUGGGGCUCAAGAAUGGUUAGAAAUACUAAAUCCUACAGAAUUUUUCGCUGACAUUGUGAUUGAGCAUGAAUAUGUGGAGUGCACUUCAACCGCAAUCCACGCUUUAAUUUUUUUCAAGAAAUUACACCCAGGACAUCGAAAGCAUCGAAAGAAAGAGAUUGAGAAUUUCAUCGUGAAUGCUGUAAGAUACUUGGAAAAUGUACAAACCAGGGAGGGUGGAUGGUAUGGGAAAUGGGGAGUUUGCUUCACUUAUGGAACAUGGUUUGCACUGGGAGGCCUUGCCGCUUCUGGCAAGACCUACAACAAUUCUGCUGUUGUCCGAAAAGGUGUUGAUUUUCUCCUCAGAAUUCAAAAAGAAGACGGAGGCUGGGGAGAAAGCUACCUUUCAUGCCCUACAAUCAUAUGAUUUUAAUUAAUUUGGUUUCAAAAGUCAAGACAAACAAGUGGCUAAAAGUAAGUUGCUGUGCAGAAAUAUGUAGCUCUAGAAGGAAAGCGAUCAAAUUUGGUACAUACAGCUUGGGCAAUGAUGGGUCUAAUCAGCGCAGGACAGGUGAGUGGUCUGAAAUGACUA
Messenger RNA from Jatropha curcas, 2775 nucleotides. NCBI's taxonomy places the organism in Eukaryota, Viridiplantae, Streptophyta, Magnoliopsida, Malpighiales, Euphorbiaceae. The record is from RefSeq and is a predicted model, not a curated record.